Fusarium keratoplasticum is the source of this 1728-nucleotide messenger RNA. RefSeq names its product Zn(2)-C6 fungal-type domain-containing protein. Gene Ontology annotation, molecular function: zinc ion binding; DNA-binding transcription factor activity, RNA polymerase II-specific; DNA binding. The transcript has 2 exons. The coding region runs from base 1 to 1728 and encodes 575 amino acids. The record is from RefSeq and is a predicted model, not a curated record. Lineage: Eukaryota; Fungi; Ascomycota; Sordariomycetes; Hypocreales; Nectriaceae. Gene Ontology annotation, biological process: regulation of DNA-templated transcription; DNA-templated transcription.
AUGCCGCCCAGGGCUUGUGAUGCUUGCAAGCGACGCAAGGUCAAAUGCAACGGAACGCAACCAUGCGGAACAUGUUGCGUUUCCAACAUCGCCUGUCAGUAUACCAUUGUGCCGAGAAAACGAGGGCCCAAAGUUGCGCGCUUACCCGAGAGCCUUCAACAUUCGUCACGACAAAUGGUCAGUGAAGGUGGUAUUCGGAGUCAUCUUUUCCGGGAGGAUCACAGUCAAGGUCAGCCUAGUACGCCAUCAACCGCAGAUCUUCAAUCAGGAUACAGUCCUCGAGAAUGGCCCUCACCGGGCGUUCCCGUUUUUUCACCAGGCUCAGACGCCAGCAACCUAUCACAGCCAUUUGGGUCCAAUCCACAGAUGAUCUGGGAGAUGCUUGUUAGCAGAGUCAAUUACGUUCUAUCAUCAGUCUCCAUUCUCGACGUUGUGGACUCCUGCAUCGACAUCUACAUGCAAUAUGGCUUCCCAUGCUGCCCGAUUGUUCACGAGAAGAGCCUUCGGGAAUCCAACGUGGAACUCUUCUCAGCACAGUCCAGUUCAUCCAUGUUUAGUACUGGUAAUGAGCAGCAACUUGUGCGUUGCAUGAGGGCUUUCGCUAGCCUAACAGCGGUAUGUGCAGCUGUUUCCGCCAUGAUGCCUCAAACGCUACUCCCAUAUCGCCACUUGGUAGUCCAGCCAUUUCUACGGGCAUCGAGAGAUAUGCUCUAUAUUUACGAAGACUACGAUUUGGAGCAUCCCGACUCAAGCUCACUGAUUAUAAGAAUGUGUCACUCGACCGCUCUUCAGCAUACCACAGGGAAGACAGGAGCAGCGUGGAGCAUCUUCAGCCAGGCUGCACUCCUCGCACAACGCAUGCGCCUCUACGAUGAGCGAGACGUCAGGCGGAGCGACCCCAUCGAGAUGCAAUUGCUGCGAUUUCGGUUCUGGCAUCUCUACGUAUCAGAUCAAGCGGCUUCUUUGAUGCGCAAUAGAGUUUUUGUGCUGCAAGAAUCCCUCUUUGACGGGGACAUGACCCUGGAUCCAUUUGGAGAAGGAGGACCAGGAUUAUUUGACAAGACUCAACUCAGGUAUCAAGACCCGUUUGAGGAGCGCGCAUUCUCGGGUUAUCACUUGACAAGGCGCCUUUGGGCAUCGGCAGCUGGGUUGAUGGCUUCAAUGCGCAAGUACGCUCGUCAAGAAACCCAUUACGAGCCAGAUGCAAAAAGACAAAAGAAGAUGAAAAUGACAGGACAGUUCUUGGAAUUCACGAGCAUGGUCGAUGAACUCCCCCCAUGGCUUGAGUCUCCCGACACAUUUGAGUUUUCUCAAGACAAAGACGUGCUUGCGUUUCAGAGGACCUUUUUCUCAGUCCAGCGCAGCAACCUCAUGUUGGGGCUUCACUGCUUUCACCUUGUCCUUCUCCAGCAGGCUAUUGAGUAUGGGUUGUCCGAGAUCAUGGGCCUACAUGAUCAAGAUCUCACGCUAGCCAUGAAAAAGACGGAGAUUAUCCAUGAGUUUCUCGUCGAAGUAAACAGGGUCCCUCUUCUCUGCCUUCGGGUUCAAGGAGAGCCAACUGUCGAACGGUUUCGAAGGGUCGGAAGUGCUCUGCUUGAAGUUAUUCAGAACGUCGACAAUGAAACAAUCAGGACACGAUCAAGGUCGUACUUGACGCAACUCCUUGAUACGCUGUCGAGACUGGAUUCCAAAGCUUCAGAUGAGCUCAACAGCGAGCAACUGACAUAG